Molecule: messenger RNA, 2205 nt
Organism: Xiphias gladius (swordfish)
Lineage: Eukaryota; Metazoa; Chordata; Actinopteri; Istiophoriformes; Xiphiidae
Gene: dnajb6b
Product: DnaJ heat shock protein family (Hsp40) member B6b
Exons: 10
Coding region: 227-1210 (327 amino acids)
Biological process (GO): positive regulation of proteasomal ubiquitin-dependent protein catabolic process; protein refolding
Cellular component (GO): endoplasmic reticulum membrane; cytosol
Molecular function (GO): ATPase activator activity; Hsp70 protein binding
Source: RefSeq, a predicted model, not a curated record
UACCUGAAAGCAGCAGCAGCAGCAUAAUGGGCUAGUCAAUGUCAGUGGCCACACCGACACCAACACCAGCAGCAACCGCAGUUAACGUACAGUUUCCGCUCUCAGGCGACGACAGUGGGGGGCAGCAACAACAGGAACGCAGUUGGAGCAGACAUUUCCUUUAAACAGAGGCAACUUAGAGGAUCCUCACACAAGACAGCACCUACAAACACACACAGACAGAGCCAUGGUGGAAUACUACCAAAUAUUAGGAGUCCAGAAAAAUGCAACACAAGAGGACAUCAAAAAAGCUUAUAGAAAAUUGGCAUUGAAGUGGCAUCCAGACAAGAACCCAGACAACAAGGAGGAAGCAGAGAAAAGGUUCAAAGAGCUUUCAGAGGCAUAUGAAGUGCUCUCAGAUGAAAACAAGAGGAAUAUUUAUGACCGAUAUGGCAAAGAAGGCCUUUCAGGUGGCGGAGGAGGAGGAGGAGGAGGAGGAGGAGGCUAUUAUGAUCACUUUGGUGGCAGCGGCUUCACAUUCCGUAAUCCUGAGGAUGUUUUCAGGGAAUUCUUUGGUGGCAGAGAUCCAUUUGCAGAAUUGUUUGCUGAUGACCCUUUUGAUGAUUUCUUCGGAGGUGGUCGCAGUCGCCAAAGGGGCACAAGCCGGAACAGGAUGGGUGGCUCACUCUUUGGUUUUGGGGGUUUCCCUGCAUUCGGGCAGGGCUUCUCAGGGUUUGAUUCAAGUUUUAGCUCAUUUGGAGACAUGGGUGGAGGAGGUAUCACCUCUUUCUCUACUUCAUCUUUUGGUGGCGGGGGAAGGGGGAUGGGUAAUUUCAGAUCUGUGUCAACCUCCACCAAGUUCAUCAACGGCAGAAAAAUUACCACAAAACGGAUCGUGGAGAAUGGCCAGGAACGAGUCGAAGUGGAGGAGGACGGUCAGUUAAAAUCUCUAACAGUUAAUGACAUUGCAGCCGAAGACCCCUUGGAGGAAGAGUUUUGUCGCCGUAGACAGAACACACUUCCUGGCCUAGGCCUGCAUCAGCGCUACCUGAGAAACUCCGCCCAAAACCCCUCAGAAGAAGAGGAGGAGCAUGGCUUACAGAGCCUGGGACUAACGAGAGGGCACAUGGACACCAAGAGGAAGAAACUGUGGCUAAAGGAGGCAGAAUCCAAAAAGAAAAGAGCUCCUCGGCUCUUCCCACGAUUCGGUGGACUCGGUGCCUUUUUUUAAACACUCAGCCAAACACUUACACAUGCACACACACACCUACAUAUGUUGGCAGAAGCACCAUCAAUCAUACCUGGCAUUAGUUCAUCUUUGCUAUGUAUCAGUGGCCCAACAUCCCCGCUGCUUGGCCGUAUCUCUUCUUCUCUAUCAACUGCAGUGCAGAGCAUAACUCCUGCAUGCUUUCAUCAACCGAACGGUAGCCUGCAGAGACCUCACUUCAAUGUUUUGUUUUGUCCAAGGUACAUUUUAGUAGUUAAGCUUUUGCUAUUGCUGUAUUUAUUGUGGGUGGGCCCUGCAGAUGUACAGUGAACAUUCAGAACCUUAAUUAAUCUCCUAUGAUUGGACUUUUCCACUUUUUAUAGCAUGUUUUGAGAGAGUGUUCUUGUGUUUGAAAGGGUUCAGGUGGAAGGAGAAUUACAGUAGCAGCCUUGUUUGUGAUAAGUGUGAAAAUUACUGUACUAAUACUGUAUAGCAUGUGAGAAUAAGUGAAGGUAAAGCUAUUCACAGAAUCCCUUUUUCAAUAGAGUCAAGCAGGGAGAGGGAUAUCUGGGGAAUGUGAGAGUAAAACAGAAUGAACGCACUGAAGAUUGAGUUUUAUUACAGAAUUACAGGAUUACAGAAUAUUUCCUGGUCACUCCUGUAUCAUACACAAAAAAUGAUUAUCAACAAUCCAGCAGUAAUAUUGUCCACUCUUUACCACUACUCCCACAGGGUGUAAAACAGCUGUUAACCCCUCUCAAAGUUAUUAAUUUCUUUUUUUUGUAAGAAUCUUUGUACAGUGUGGAUUCAGUAACCUUCAGAUUCAGUAAUGUUAACCUUCUAUGAAUGUUUCUUAAAAGAUUCCUUUAACAAAACGACAGUUUCCCACAACCGAUUUAUCCUUGACAGGUUGUUCUCAUGAUUACUGUGAGUGGAAAUGUGGAAAAGUCUGAGAAAUGUUCAUUUUUUAUGGACUCCUACCAAUAAAUGCUUAAAUAAAAAUAUGUCCUCAUGGGUAA